Sipha flava (yellow sugarcane aphid) is the source of this 1874-nucleotide messenger RNA. RefSeq names its product endoplasmic reticulum lectin 1. NCBI's taxonomy places the organism in Eukaryota, Metazoa, Arthropoda, Insecta, Hemiptera, Aphididae. The transcript has 8 exons. The record is from RefSeq and is a predicted model, not a curated record. Gene Ontology annotation, biological process: endoplasmic reticulum unfolded protein response; retrograde protein transport, ER to cytosol. Gene Ontology annotation, cellular component: endoplasmic reticulum lumen. The coding region runs from base 178 to 1749 and encodes 523 amino acids.
ACACCAUAUCAUCGGCUAAAUUUUGACAUUAUAUUUUUAAAAUUUUACACUUUCCGUCUGUUGUUGAAUUUUCUCAGUGAUGAUGUUUACAAAUCGAAUAUCAGUAAAAUAUAUUGUUUGAAGAAUUUGUUCUUACUAAUUAACUUUCAUUGUUAUUCCAUAUUAACUUAUAAAAAUAUGUUGUCGGUGUAUAGUAUUAAGUUCAAAUUACUUGCCUUGUUCUUAAUAAAUAUUUGUUGUUCACAAGAAUUCAAAGGGUUUGAUGAUACUAUUUUGUACAAAAUAAAUUGGCCUGGUAAAGAUGUCACUGACCGAUUGGUUAAAGAACAAGAAGAAAACAUUUUAAACGUGAAAACAGCUAUUGGUGAAUCAUAUCAGUGUAUUUUACCUAAGCAAGAUGAAGUAAAUAAAGAAUCUGAACCAUCAUAUAAUGGGCCCAAUCCACUGGAACUAUUAUCACCAUUAUUUUCAAAACAAGCUUGUUCUUAUAGAGUCGAUACUUAUUGGAUUUAUGAGAUCUGUCAUGGAAGGCAUGUUAGACAAUACCACAAUGAACGCGAAGGAAAGAUACAAAAAGAACAAGAGUAUUUUUUAGGAAAAUGGAAAAUUUUUGAUGGUCUUAAAUUAGAGGAAGAACUAAAAAGAUUAAUUAAUUUAAAUUAUCCUGGACCUACAAAGACAAGAAAAGUUGAUGGUGUGAAUUUACCAUACUUUGAAAUGAACAUGUCUGAUGGUACAGUUUGUGAUCUUAAUGGACGUCCACGACAAACCAAUGUGUUAUAUGUUUGUUAUCCACCAAGUAAACAUAAUGUAUUUUCGGUAAAAGAAACCUCCACUUGUCAGUAUGAAGUAAUAGUAUUAACAUCAUACUUAUGUUCUCAUCCUUGGUAUAAACCACCUAACAGUGAUGAACUAAAUAUUGAUUGUCUCCCAGUUGAUGAUUCACCACGUAAACCUCACAACUUAAAAGUUUUGCAAUCCGAUACAUCUAAAUUGAAAAAGCAAAUUAAAAUGUUAACAAAUGGAGAAACUAAAAUACAUGUUAAAAUACAACCAACAUCUGAAACCGAAUCUAAUUUACCAAAGGAUGAAUCUUCUUUAAUGAUGCAUUCUAAAACACCGAAUAAUGAAAUUGAAGAAUAUAUAAAUGGUGAUAUAUGUUUAUAUGGAGGAUCAGGAUGGUGGAAAUAUGAAAUUUGUUAUAAUAAAUAUAUUCAACAAGUACAUAAAGAAAAAGGGAAACCUGAUGAAGUUGUUGUUUUGGGAGUAUUUAAUUUGCAAGAACAUAUCAAAUGGUUAUCCCAAAAUGAAGAAAAAAAACCUAAAUCUGAUACUAAUGGUGUUCGACAAGUUGUAUCUCAUUUUUAUUCCUCAGGCUCCAUUUGCCAAAAAACUGGUGAAAAACGAGAGACUGAAGUUAGGUAUAAAUGUGUAAAAGGUCGUUAUAAUGAAGAUAGUGUUGCGCUUUAUUUGUUAGAGCCAAAAACAUGUAAAUACGUAUUGACUAUAGAAUCACCAUCACUAUGUGAAAUUAUUAAUGGACCAUUGGAUGAAUAUGGAAUAUUCAAUUUAAAAUUACGUCAUGGUAACAAAAAUGAGAAAAUUAAAAUUACAUCAGAGAAAGAGGAAGAGGAUAAGCUUAAGCAACAUAUUGAAGAACAUGUACUCAGAAAAGAAGUAUUUCAUCCUCUUGAACAAGAAGCUGAAGAAUCUGAUAAAAAAAAGAAAUUGAGUAAAAUUGAGUUAUAAUGAAUAUCUCAUCUAAUUUAUGUUUUGUGUAUAUAAUUUAAAAUAUCUUUGCAUUUUAUAGUGGGUGUUAAUAUUUUGUUAAUUAAAUAUUAUUUGCCAAAUAAAAUGGGUCCAUGUUCAUGUAA